Molecule: messenger RNA, 966 nt
Organism: Aspergillus udagawae
Lineage: Eukaryota; Fungi; Ascomycota; Eurotiomycetes; Eurotiales; Aspergillaceae
Product: RNA recognition motif domain-containing protein
Exons: 4
Coding region: 1-966 (321 amino acids)
Molecular function (GO): RNA binding
Source: RefSeq, a predicted model, not a curated record
AUGGCCGCCAGCCAAGGAGCUGUCUCCUUCGAUGCCAUCAUCCAAGCGGAUCGCAAAAAGAGAAAGAAUGAAGAACUCGCGAGCAAAAUCCUUGGUAAAAGCAGAAAGACUGUCGCCACAGGCGCGGGAGCUGGAAGCAAGUCUCAGAAAGCAAAGCCAGGGAGUCUCGCCAGUCGAAUUGGGGUCGUUAAGCCUUCCGCAUCAGCUACAUCGAAAACUACGAAGACUCAUCGCACUCAGUCAGCGCCAGUACGAGCAGCAAACUCGCAACCAAAACGCACCAGCAAACGUCGCCCAGACGAGGAGCGCCUUCUUUCAGCGCUCAAUCCAGCGAGUGGACAAUCAACGGUGCGCGACAAUCCUGUUGGUAUAACUAUUCGAGGAGCAGGGUCAGGAUCUUUUGUCGUGAUUGGGAGCAAUUUCGCUCCAGGCACCACGGCAGCAGACAUCCAAUCCGCUAUUGAACCGUUAUCGGGACAGAUAUUGAGCUGUUGGAUCGUCUCGCAGCAUCCUACUGUCACGGCCGAGAUCACAUUUGCCGACAAAUGGUCCGCAGAAAACGCCAUCGCCAACUUCCACAACCAAAAGGCUGACGGCAGAAUUUUGUCCUUGCGGUUCAAGCACUCCACGGCCGAACCGACACCUUCUCAGCACGUGCAGAAUCCUCAGUCCUCAUUCAGCAAUCUACGAGAGCAAGCGGAUCGCGAGCGUCGAGUCAACCGGAAAACGGAACCUGCCGUGCAGGAUGGAAGAUACGGUUUCGCUGAAGGAGAUGACCUGCUUUCUCGGGACGAUUCUCGAGGCAAUGGCCGUUUCAACAGACGCAAUGCGAGAGGCAACCGAGCGUACGGACGAGCUGGCAGACAAACAAACCAGAAUACGCAAGAGACUGGACUUUAUAGCGAUCAGAUGAUGGCCGAUGCACCCACACAGAACUCCGGCCAUAGGGGUGGACGGCGCCGAUGA